Schizophyllum commune H4-8 is the source of this 1126-nucleotide messenger RNA. RefSeq lists its product as uncharacterized. The coding region runs from base 216 to 1028 and encodes 270 amino acids. The transcript is spliced from 3 exons. The record is from RefSeq and is a predicted model, not a curated record. Lineage: Eukaryota; Fungi; Basidiomycota; Agaricomycetes; Agaricales; Schizophyllaceae.
GGCAUCGAGUCCGAACCACUAGAAAACAUGCAAUUUGAGCCCAGGCUUGACAGACCCGCGCAUCCAUCGUCGCAUCUAGGGCGCUGAUUGUCGCUAGACGGUCCAGGACGGGCACUCGGUGAGACCUGCCUUGCCUUCAUCACUCAUGAGAGGAGAUUGACAGCGCUGCCAUUCCCUCACAGAACAACCCAUUACAUCUACGAAGGCGUCCGAAUAUGCUUUAUCUGCUCCGCCUUCCCGUAUCCCCUCGAGCAAGUGCACUCUAUCCCCUUCCUCGCAGCAUUGCCCAGCGACGCACUUUGAGCUCCAAACCGCUUCCACCCACCCUGGUCACUGCUACGGCACCCGCGCACCAAUGCUACAUCUUCCUCCACGCCUCCGAACCUCCCACUGAGUUCCCUGCCCGCAAAUCCACACCCAUUCAACGCGCACUGCAACUCCGCGCUUCCCGUUGGGGCGGCGUCGUCAACUUCUCCUGGUCCACCGACACGGAAGCCAAGUCCGACGAGUCGCGCAUCCAAGGGACCGCGUACACCGUCGCAGGUGGAAGAUUGAAUCUCACAAAUAUCGCGCUCGAAAACAUCGACGAGGUCGAGAGACAGAUCCUCGAGCACAUCUCUACUGCGCCGGAUCGCUCGGUCCACCAGGAGCAGGGGCUUGACUUCUACGUCUGCACGCACGGAGAGCGAGACUGUCGUUGCCUAGAACACGGCAAGCCAGUCGUUGAGGCACUCCAGGCCGAAAUCGCUCGUCGGCGACUCAAGGAGACGCUGCCGCCCAUCAACGUCUACGAGUGCGGUCAUGUAGGGCAGCAUGCGUUUGCUGCGAAUGUCCUCCUGUACCCGCACGGAGAGUGGUUUGGGCUGCUUCGCCCUGAGCAUGUCCCCGAAUUCCUUCAGGAAACCCUUUCCGUACCUUCGCGCCCACGCACCGCUGAGGAUCCACCCCUCUUCCCCGAGCACUGGCGUGGCCGCAUGGGCUUGUCCAGAGACGAGCAGUUGACACUCUACCAGUCGCAAGCAGCGUAGACUAUUCCCCUUAAUACACGCUAGAUGAGUUUGCUGCCCCAAGAGUAUGGUAUAUUCGGAGCAGAGAGAGAUACAAGACAACACGGCCGAGCCUGCAA